Messenger RNA from Blastocystis hominis, 936 nucleotides. RefSeq lists its product as hypothetical. NCBI's taxonomy places the organism in Eukaryota, Bigyra, Opalinata, Blastocystidae. The coding region runs from base 1 to 936 and encodes 311 amino acids. Gene Ontology annotation, cellular component: cytosol. The transcript has 6 exons. The record is from RefSeq and is a predicted model, not a curated record. Gene Ontology annotation, molecular function: cytidine deaminase activity; zinc ion binding.
AUGAUUGAUCUCUCUGAUGUUCGGUUUAUGUACUCGAAGGAGGAAGUGGAAGCCUUUCUUGAGGCGAAUCAAGUCUCCGUUGAAGAAUUACUCCAGUUCCUUAUUGAGGCCAUUAAACCUAAAGCGCGUGUUCCCAUUUCCCAGUUUCGUGUUGGUGCUGCAGCGUAUACAGAGAGUGGUCGGAUCUUUCUGGGAACAAACAUGGAGUUUCAAAAUGUGGCAAUGAACCAAACUGUACACGCGGAGCAAUGUACUUUGUCUAACGUUUAUCUUCACACUGCCUUUGGGCAAAAUGAAAAGAUCCGGAUCCUUGCUGUUUCUGAAGUUCCCUGUGGACAUUGUCGCCAGAUUUUGCAAGAACUACCAGACGCAAAGAAUAUUCGCGUGAUCGUUCAGAAAGCUGGAGUUGAUCAUCUGCUCUCGGAUCUUCUUCCUUAUUCUUUCGAGCUUCCGAUCGAUGGAAUCGUUCAUCAUCUCUUCGAAACCGCUUCCUUAUUCCCAUUGGAUCAAUUUGAAACGCCUUGUCAAAGUCAUCUUCGCCGAAUUCGUUCAGAAAUCGAACAGCACGCGAUUUCUCUCACUGAGGAUCGAUGGAACCGAAUCGAAUCUCGAUUGCUGGACUUGUUGCGACGAUCGUUUGCUUGGUAUUCGGGCCAUGCGAGUUCCGCGGUUAUUUUAUCGAAAACAGGGGACGCAUUUGGCGGGUGUGUGGAGUCGUCGGCUUAUAAUCCAACGAUCAAUCCGUUGCAAAUGGCGUUGAUCGAUUGCGAAUUGAAGGGAAUCGAGUUUGAGAGUGUGGAAGCAAUCUUGUUGGUGGAGAUGGAUGGAAAAGCAGCGAGUUAUGAAGGAUUUUUGAGAGAACUGGGGGAGAAAUUGAUCGGAAGAGAAAUCCCAGUGUUUUAUGUGGUAGUAAAGGCGAACUUGGGUGUUUGUUAG